Messenger RNA from Stylophora pistillata, 765 nucleotides. Its product is annotated as anoctamin-5. Gene Ontology annotation, cellular component: plasma membrane. NCBI's taxonomy places the organism in Eukaryota, Metazoa, Cnidaria, Anthozoa, Scleractinia, Pocilloporidae. Gene Ontology annotation, molecular function: protein dimerization activity; chloride channel activity. The record is from RefSeq and is a predicted model, not a curated record. Gene Ontology annotation, biological process: chloride transmembrane transport.
ACAACAAACAAGAUGGCGGGUUACGAAGCACCGCCUGGACCUUAUGCAGGCUUUCAGCCUAGCGUUCAGCCCAUAGGAUUAGAAAUGCACCAACAGCCAGGCUAUCCGCUUUAUGAUAACGGACCUGGCUAUCCAAAUCCACCGUCACACGACAUCUAUCGUCCCACAAAUGAGUACGCAAGCUACCCAAAUCCCUCUACCCCAUCUUACCAUCAUCACGGUGAUAGCGAUUCCGAUAACCUUCCACCCGUCGGCUUUGAGGGGAUUUCUAAACACCAAGAUCCUGAAACAGCUACAGCUUCAGGUGUCAAAAUCCUUGAAAAGUCCAGGGAGAGUCCUGUACCUCCGCCAGAUUACAACCGGCCACUCGAGAAAGACUCCCAUCGCGUACCGUUAACGUCAGAUGUAGAGAUGAAUUCUGGUGAAUUCAUGGCAUGUGAAAACCAGAUGGGAAAAUCCAUGACUUUUAAUGUAGCAAGAACUAGAGGAAAGGAUUCUGAUACGCUGUUCUUUAAGGAUGGGAAGAGACGAGUUGAUUACAUUCUGGCAUAUGAAAUUGAUACUACCAAAGACAGGGAGUGGCAACAAAAAAGAGAAGAGAAGCGCCUUACAUUUGAGCAAAAUUUGGAAAGGGCUAAUUUAAUUUUGGAAGCAGAAGGCAUUGAGACUUCAAGUAAUGGAAAGACUGCUUUUAUCAAGAUCCAUGCACCUUGGAAAGUCCUCAUCCAAGGUGCUGAGGAGAUGCUCAUGAAGAUGCCUAUCAGG